Ilex paraguariensis (yerba mate) is the source of this 210-nucleotide messenger RNA. The record is from the annotation of a GenBank genome assembly. NCBI's taxonomy places the organism in Eukaryota, Viridiplantae, Streptophyta, Magnoliopsida, Aquifoliales, Aquifoliaceae.
AUGAUAAGAGGCUUACAACGGCUGGGAUGGAAAAAAGUCGACGUUAGCUUCCACUCGGCGUUCUGGCCGUUCUUUGCCCACAACAACAUUCAUGUGAAGAAUGAAUGGUUUCAUAAUGCUGGAACUGGAGUGGUUGCUCAUGUUGCAGACAGCAUAAAGCAACAAGAAAAGCAACAGGAAUGUUCCUCAUACAUUGCUGCUAGCUUGUAG